This is a messenger RNA of Drosophila kikkawai, 2714 nucleotides long. It is a transcript of the gene Nep2, whose product is annotated as Neprilysin 2. The record is from RefSeq and is a predicted model, not a curated record. NCBI's taxonomy places the organism in Eukaryota, Metazoa, Arthropoda, Insecta, Diptera, Drosophilidae. Gene Ontology annotation, biological process: protein processing. Gene Ontology annotation, cellular component: plasma membrane. Gene Ontology annotation, molecular function: metalloendopeptidase activity.
AGCUCAGUCGGUUGUCGUUCGUUGCCUAGUCAAGUUCCACCGCGAGUUUCCAAGUCCGGGUUGCGGAUUAGCCGACGCUUAGCAGCCUCUCGUUAAAUUCACGAUAACGAAAUUAAGCAAACUUGUCGCGCAGUUAAAUAAAUAUUGUUGGCCCAUCACAAAAACCGACCAGAAACGGCCAACAUGCAGACAGUCAUUAAGAACCCCAACUGGUGGCGUCGUCGCACUAAGUUGGAGAGAAGUCUGUUGGUGGUCAGCAGCAUUCUCUUUGUGGCCACCGCCGCCGCAUUUGGUCUGUGGAUCAACGAUGUUGUAAGAACUUCCAGCUCUCCGGAGACUCCGCAGGCCACGGCACUGCAUGGCGACAGUACCACCGUCAACAAGGUGUCCAUGGGCAGUCCCUCAAAGGGCAAGGCGGCUGCCGAUGCGGAUGAAUGGUGCCUCACCCAGGAGUGCAUCCACACCGCCUCCACAGUUCUGCGGAAAAUGAAGCCUGAGGUGGAGCCCUGCGACAAUUUCUACGAAUUUGCCUGCGGCACCUAUCUCGAAGAGGAGAACAUUCCCGAUGACAAGGUCUCGAUCAGCACCUUCUCCGUGAUCUCCGACAAGCUGCAGGAGCAGCUCAAGGACAUUAUAACCGCUGAGCGACCGGAAACGGAUCCCAAGCACUUCCGGCUGCCCAAUCUGCUCUACAAAGCGUGCAUGAACAAAACUCUUAUCGAGACCCUGGGCGCAGAACCCAUCAAACGCGUGGCCGAGAAGCUGGGUGGAUGGCCCCUGAUCAAGGGAGAGAGCUGGAAUGCCGACGACAGCUGGACCUGGCAAGAGCAGGUCAAGAAGUUCCGUGCGGCUGGCUUCAGCAUGGACUACAUCAUUGACUUCUCGAUCGGUGUGGAUCUGCAGAACAGUACUAAACGCCUUAUUGAUCUGGAUCAAUCUGCUCUGGCUCUGAGUCGCGAGUACUUGGUGAAGGGCUUCAAUGAGACUCUGGUGACCGCCUAUUACGAAUACAUGGUGGACGUUGCCGUGCUCUUUGGGGCCGACAAGGAAAAGGCCAAGACAGAACUGCUGACCUCGCUGGAAUUCGAGAUAGCUUUGGCCAAUAUCUCCUGGCCCAACGAGAAGCGUCGCAACUCCUCGGAGCUGUACAACCUGAGGACUCCGGCCCAGUUGCAGGCCGCCUAUCCCUACGUCCAGUGGGUGGACUACAUGAACGCCCUGCUGCCCGAGGGACUUAACGUGGCCGACGAUGAGAUGAUCAACCUGUCGGUGCCCAGCUUCUUUGAGGAUCUCGGCAAACUGCUGGCCAAGACGCCGAAGCGCGUCAUUGCCAACUACAUGUUCUGGCGGAUUCACGGCUUCUCUGUGGGAUUCCUGAGCGAGGAGUUCCGCAAGCGGCAGCUGCAGUAUGCCACCGCCCUCUCUGGACGCCAGGAGCAGGAGGCGCGAUGGAAGGAAUGCGUGGAUAUUGCAACCGGCAGCAUGGAUGAAGAAUCCGAAGAAGAUUACGAUAGCCUUGGCAUAUCUGUGGGAUCGCUCUACGUACGCAAGCACUUCCACAAGGACUCGAAGGCCAAUGCCCUGGAGAUGGUCAACGACAUCCGCAACGUCUUCAACGACAUCCUGGACGAGGUCAUCUGGAUGGAUGCCAAGACCAAGAAGGAGGCCAAGGAGAAGUUGCACAGCAUGGCCACUCACAUCGGCUAUCCGGACGAGAUGCUCGACAACGAGAAGCUGGCCACCUACUAUGCCAAGCUCGAUAUCGAUCCCGACAAGUACUUUGAGUCCUUCCUGGGCAUGAACAUCUUCGGCACGGACUACUCCUUCAACAAGCUCCGUCUGCCAGUCAACAAGACGGACUGGGUGCGACAUGCUCGUCCUGCGAUCGUGAAUGCUUUCUACUCCUCUCUGGAGAACAGUAUUCAAUUCCCUGCCGGCAUCCUGCAAGGACACUUCUUCAACGCUCAGCGCCCCAAAUACAUGAACUUUGGCGCUAUUGGCUACGUCAUUGGCCACGAGAUCACCCACGGUUUCGACGAUCAGGGUCGUCAGUUUGAUGUGAAGGGCAAUCUGCGAGACUGGUGGCAGCCGGACACCCAGAAGGCCUAUCUGGCCAAGGCGAAGUGCAUCAUCGAGCAAUAUGGAAAUUACACGGAAAAGGCCACGGGUCUGAAUCUCAAUGGCAUCAACACUCAAGGCGAGAAUAUUGCCGAUAAUGGUGGCGUUAAGGAGUCAUACAUCGCGUACAGGCGGUGGGCGCAGAAGCACGGCCCGGAGAAGAAGCUUCCAGGCUUGGACUAUACCCCGGAACAGAUGUUCUGGGUGGCAGCCGGACAGACAUGGUGUGCUAAGUACCGUAAAGAAUCUCUCAAGAUGCGUAUUACAACUGGCGUGCACUCGCCUUCCGAGUUCCGUGUCCUUGGAUCACUCAGCAAUAUGAAGGACUUUGCCAAGGACUUCCAGUGCCCAGACGGUUCCCCCAUGAAUCCGGUUCAGAAGUGCGAAGUUUGGUAGGACCUGGACUUGGAGUUGAUUUCGGGCUAUUAUGUCCGCUAAAUGAGAUAGGCAAUAGAAUGCAAGGAAAGCUAGCGAUCAGGCCCAUUUCUAGAGGGGCUAGUCUCACGUAGAAAUACAAAUACAAUAUCGAUCGCAUUUAUGCUAAGUAUGCAUUAUGUAAAAAUCGUAUUUAAUAAAAAUUGUUUAUAUGUAAUUAA